Humulus lupulus (European hop) is the source of this 2095-nucleotide messenger RNA. RefSeq names its product adenylate isopentenyltransferase. Gene Ontology annotation, cellular component: mitochondrion. The record is from RefSeq and is a predicted model, not a curated record. NCBI's taxonomy places the organism in Eukaryota, Viridiplantae, Streptophyta, Magnoliopsida, Rosales, Cannabaceae. The coding region runs from base 515 to 1822 and encodes 435 amino acids. Gene Ontology annotation, molecular function: AMP dimethylallyltransferase activity; tRNA dimethylallyltransferase activity. Gene Ontology annotation, biological process: cytokinin biosynthetic process; tRNA modification. The transcript is spliced from 2 exons.
GUGGUUGUAUUGUGCUUCAUCUUCAAAAUAACUAUUUCUGGUUCCUCAAAAUUCUCACUUGGAGUCCAUACAGAGAGGAGCGCAUGAAUGGAAUGAACUAUAAGAGAUAAUUUGGGAUCAAAACCUCAAAUAUUCAGGUAUUCAAAUAACACCACCAAACCAACCCCAAUAAUCUUACUAUAUCACACCCAAUGAUCUUCCUUUUCUAAUGGCCAUGAAUCUCAUUCUCAACACUAUAUUUUCUUAUACACCACACCCAGAAAAAGCCCAUUAAUUUAAAAAACAAGUCUUUCUUCAAAUUUAUCCACACACUACUACUGGUACUACUACUCUACUAAUAGUCUCCGUAGUACUAUACUACUACUGCUACUCUCACCACUCUCCACUACGCCUGAUUUUGCCCAAUUCCCCUGCGGUACUGUACUGUACUGGUUUUUCUCUCCCUCUCUCCCUCUCUCUUUCUUAAUUCUUCUUUCUCUCUCUACAAAACGGGGUUGUGAUAUAUUCCGUAUGUAUGUGCAGCUCAUCAACUUAUCUCAGCACAGCUCAGCAAAACGACACCCAACCUGUUCCUCUCCAUUCCAUGAGACCUGAUCCCUUCGCAAUUCACUAUUACUAUUCUUCCCAUUGCUAUUCAUCGCCGCCACCAUCUCACCACAACUACUUCUCCUCCUCCUCCUCCUCUUUCCACCCAUUACUCCCGGCCGCCAGGCCCACUGGCGCAGCCGGAAGAAGACCAGGGUGGGCACGCAUGGACUACGCAUCCGUUGCCAUGGCUGCCGCGCCCACCACAACAACCACUACCAACGUAUCACUCCGUCGCCAGCGACACCGGAAAGAGAAGCUUCUCGUUCUAAUGGGCGCCACCGGUACCGGGAAGUCCCGUCUCUCCAUCGACCUCGCGGCGCACUUCCCUCUCGAAGUCAUAAACUCGGAUAAAAUGCAGGUUUAUAAAGGACUGGAUAUCACGACGAACAAGAUAUCGGUACCGGACCGGUGCGGCGUGCCACACCAUCUCCUCGGUGAGGUUGACCCGGCUCGAGGUGAGUUGACUCCUGCCGAUUUCAGGUCUUUGGCUGGAAAAGCCGUGUCUGAAAUCACUGGGAGGAGAAAGCUUCCCGUCCUGGUGGGUGGGUCCAACUCGUUCAUACAUGCGCUGUUGGUGGACCGGUUUGACUCGUCCGGUCCGGACGUGUUCGAGGAAGGGUCCCACUCGGUGGUGUCUUCUGAGUUGAGAUACGACUGUUGCUUUCUCUGGGUUGACGUGUCGGUAAAGGUAUUGACCGAUUACUUGGCGAAGCGAGUCGACGACAUGUUGGAGCUGGGGAUGUUCGAUGAGUUGGCCGAGUUCUAUAGCCCGGAGGACGAGGACCACGACGAAGACUCUGCGACUCGGACCGGGUUGAGAAAAGCCAUCGGAGUUCCCGAGUUUGACCGGUAUUUCGAAAAGUUCAGACCUGGCGACGUGGAGGGGGAGGACCCCGGGAGGGAUCGGGUGCGGAGGGGCGCAUUCGAAGAGGCGGUGAGGGCGAUCAAGGAGAACACGUGUCAUCUAGCGAAGAGACAAAUAGGGAAGAUCUUACGAUUAAAAGGCGCUGGGUGGGACCUACGGCGGCUGGACGCAACAGAGUCGUUCCGGGCGGCGAUGACGUCAGACUCCGGCGAGAAGUGCACGGAGAUUUGGGAGAAGCAGGUAUUGGAACCAAGCGUGAAGAUUGUGAGUCGCUUCUUGGACGAGUGCGUGAGCAAGAAUGAACGCUAUUGCACUCCCAUCGAAACUACUCUUCAUCUACUCAACAUUUCUAAAUGUUCAUCGCAAUAGAUGGGUGUUUGAGACUUCGGAUCUCAGAUUUUCGCCCAUGUAUAGGCGGGUUUGCAAUGGAUUUUUGCGACGAAGGGCUUGGUGGCGUUCGGUCUCGCUCGGUGUCUGCCACGAUGGACUAUUGGUGUUUUUCUUCACCUACUAUCUUCACUAAUAUAGGAUUAGGUUUCGAUCAUGGUUUAAGCAUAUUUGUCGUAAUUUACUAGUUUUGUAGGUCUCUAUAGUCAUUAUUGUUCGCUCUUUCAAAUACUAAUUCAUCGUAUUAACUUAUCA